This is a messenger RNA of Geodia barretti, 781 nucleotides long. NCBI's taxonomy places the organism in Eukaryota, Metazoa, Porifera, Demospongiae, Tetractinellida, Geodiidae. The record is from the annotation of a GenBank genome assembly.
UUGUUGCGCUUCGACUGCUUCCGGAUCAGCCCCCACUACCACUACCGGAAUGCGCCCAUUGGGCAAAACCAUCGCCUGGAGCUGGACUUCACCGCCGAGGGAGAUUCGCUGGCCUGGACGCUGGACAAAAUCCAGAACCGUUUGCCGAUAAUGCUGCUCCGCUGCCAGGCAAACUCCACUGCUCGCCAGGUCGACCAACGGGAUGUUGAAGCGGCAGUGCCUCACAUCGUGGCCUGGGCAGAGACCAAGACCCACAGGGCGAAGCUAACCCAAUCCCGGAAAACUCGGGUGAUCCAGCGGCAGGUUGAGACGGGACAAGCGGAUCGACCCUUCCUCUAACAUCACCCGCGUCGAGCCGGUAUCCAGCCUGAUUGAGCCUGAACGCCCCUCUCCUCCGGGAGAGGGGUUAUUCGUUUAAGACGAGCCCUGCCUACAGCAAUACCGCCACGCCUCGGCCCACCAGCAUCGCGCCCACCGCCAGCAGAGUCAGACCCAUCACGAGGAUCAGCAGGUUCAGGUUCACCUUGCCGGUGAGAUUGGCGCCCAGGUAGCUGCCGACCAUCGCCGCAGCGCCCAUCAGCACCAGGAGAAUCCAGUCCACCUGCCCGUAAAGCACGUGGCCGACCCAUCCUGCGCCCCCCAUCACGAAACCGAUGAACAGGUUGGUGCCGGCCGCGAUGCGGGGAUCAACUCUCAGGAUGCGAACCAGCGCCGGCAACCGGAUGCUGCCCAGGAUCAGACCCACGGCUCCACCCAGCAUUCCGACGGCGAACCCUAUCAC